CCCAUCUUAAGUCACUUGACGACAAGAUCGAGGAAAUCAUGAGUACCAACGACGCCGACCGCCAAAUCAAGCAAAUGGUGAACUUCAUCCUGCAAGAAGCGCAGGAGAAGGCCAACGAGAUCCGCAUCAAGACCGAACACGAUUUCAACUUGGAGAAGCAAAUGUUGGUGCACAAUGCCAAGCUCAAGAUCCAAGAGGAAUACGCCCGCAAGGAAAAGGAGCGUGAAAUCAACAAGCGCAUCGCGCGUUCGGCGGAAAUUGGCGCGUCCCGCCGCAAGAAGAUGAUUGCCCGUGAAGAACUGCUGCAAUCUUUGAUCACGGAAGGCAAGGCGCGAUGCGCCGAAGCAACCAAGAACGAAGCGUCGUACCGCACGUUGCUCCGUGACUUGGCUGUCCAGGGAUUGAUCAAGUUGCAUGAAACUGAGAUCAUGAUUGUCGUGCGCAACAAGGACGUGAAGUUGGUGGAAUCGUUGCUGCCGGAGAUCUUGUCCAACUACGCGGCGAUCCUCAAGCAAGAGACGGGUUUGGACGUGAGCAAGACCCACUUGACCGUGUGCAAGGAAGAGCGACAGCAGCUCCCCGCGACUGCCGCCGGAGGCCUCAAGCUCGUGGCGCGUCAAGGCAAGAUCGUAUGCGACAACACGUUAGACACGCGCUUGUUGCAAGUCAACUACGACCAGAAGCCCACGAUCCGCCACAUUUUGUUCCCUGAAAUUAAAAAGUAGAUUCGCGGAGAACUCCCCCAUCAUCAUCGGCUGCAUCCUGCGUUGUGUCCAAUAUAACAUGACGCUGGAUGGUGGACGGACUUCUUCCAUAGUGUUGUUGUAAACGAUCCCAAAAUCUAUCGAUACCUAGAAACAGCCACACCCCUAGUACACCAUGUCGUUUGAGCCACAAUUUAGUGCUGA
Messenger RNA from Aphanomyces astaci, 908 nucleotides. RefSeq lists its product as hypothetical. Bases 39 to 725 code for a protein of 228 amino acids. Gene Ontology annotation, molecular function: proton-transporting ATPase activity, rotational mechanism. The transcript has 5 exons. Gene Ontology annotation, biological process: proton transmembrane transport. NCBI's taxonomy places the organism in Eukaryota, Oomycota, Saprolegniomycetes, Saprolegniales, Verrucalvaceae. The record is from RefSeq and is a predicted model, not a curated record. Gene Ontology annotation, cellular component: proton-transporting two-sector ATPase complex, catalytic domain.